Molecule: messenger RNA, 906 nt
Organism: Aegilops tauschii subsp. strangulata
Lineage: Eukaryota; Viridiplantae; Streptophyta; Magnoliopsida; Poales; Poaceae
Source: RefSeq, a predicted model, not a curated record
AUGAAGAUCUUGUGGUGGCUGCACUGGUCGUUCACGACCACAUUCGACGGCAGCUUCCUUGGUACAGGGGGUCAGUCCCUGGCCGUGCUGAACCGCAACAGGGAGAGAGGCCACGCCCUGCUCUAUGCUGAUUACUUUGCCAACACCCCGCUCUUCAAGCCGGAUAAAUUCCGUCGCCGUUUUCGAAUGGCAAGGCAUGUGUUCAAUCGUAUCCGAGAGGGAGUGGUUGCUCAUGACCCAUACUUCGAGUGCAAGACGGAUGCCCUUGGCAAGCUUGGAUUCUCCUCUUACCAGAAAUGCACCGCGGCCAUCCGCAUGCUCUUGCAUAUGGAAUUCCAGGCGAUCUGGUGGAUGAGUUCUCACAAUGAUAUCAACGUGCUGCAGCGUUCUCCAGUCUUCGCGAGGCUUGCAGAAGGCCACUCCCCACCUGUCAACUUUGAGAUCAACGGCCACCAGUACAACAAGGGAUACUAUCUAGCAGAUGGUAUAUAUCCUCAGUGGUCAACUUUUGUGAAGACAAUCUCGAAACCCCAAGAUGAGAAGAGAAAGAGAUUUGCCCAAAUGCAAGAGAGUGUUAGAAAGGAUGUGGAACGUGCUUUUGGUGUGCUUCAAUCCCGGUGGGGUAUCGUUCGAAACCCUGCACUGUCAUGGGAUGAACGGAAGCUUUGGGAGGUGAUGACUGCUUGUGUGAUCAUGCACAACAUGAUCGUCGAGGACGAGCGUGAUGAGAGUAUCUUCGACCAAGGAUUUGAUUAUCAAGGUGAAAAUAUUGAGCCCCUGCACCAAGACCCGGCCACAUUUGAACAGUUUGCCCAAUUCCAUCGUGAGAUGCGUGAUUGGCACACUCAUUUGAAUCUUCAAAAUGACUUGGUUGAGCACGUGUGGGAUCACAUUGGCAACCAAUAG